Molecule: messenger RNA, 1200 nt
Organism: Cyphomyrmex costatus
Lineage: Eukaryota; Metazoa; Arthropoda; Insecta; Hymenoptera; Formicidae
Gene: Nipsnap
Product: protein nipsnap
Exons: 6
Coding region: 292-1146 (284 amino acids)
Cellular component (GO): mitochondrion
Source: RefSeq, a predicted model, not a curated record
UCCUACAAAUAAAGCCGUACGCGCUUGCGUGCGAAUCGCGCGAUGCGUUUCGCCGAGCGUGUGCGGCCGAGUGUUUAUCAACGUUCGCCGAGUACGCGAUACGCAUUUUGCGCGCAUCUCAUAGAAUCUCGAUGACGCGGUUUUCCGCAGAGUAUCGAGACUAUCGGCAACGCCGCGAGUCCCACCGCAAUCUCUGAACUCCCGGGGGUCUGCUGGAUCACACACAAACACGACCGGGUGAAGGACGAAGGGGAGACUCGUGUGCGGGCAGUGCGGGGGAUCCAGUAGGAAAUGGCUGCCGUCUUGAGGAGAGAAUCUCGCGCCGCGGCGAGCGCGCUCGCCGGCAACGGGAACCUGCCGCUGCUCGUAGCCGCACGGUUCCUGACGAGAUCGUCGAUCCGCUGCGACAUCAGCGAGGGAUGGCUGAGCAAGCUCCUGGUGAGGAAGAUCGAGCCCACGAAAGAGUCGCACUCGCGAAUGCUCUCCGACAAGGAGGUCAUUUACGCCCUGCACACCCAAAACAUACGGCCAGACUCGAUUGACAAAUACUUGGCCAACUAUGAAGCACACGUUAAUCUGGUACACUCAAAAAAAUCUGACUUGAAUUGUGAAUUAGUCGGUUCAUGGACAGUGGAAGUGGGAGACUUGGAUCAGGCCUUACAUUUAUGGCAGUAUACAGGUGGUUACGAACGUAUAGAUUAUACACAGUCUGUGCUUUCCAAAGAUAAGACUUAUCUACAAUUGCAAAAGGAACGUGGGAAUUACUUAAGAUCACGUCAUUUGCAAUAUCUGUUGGCGUUCAGUUAUUGGCCACCGUUGACAAAAAGGAAAGGGCCUAAUAAAUACGAAAUACGUAGUUAUAGUUUACAACCAGGCACGAUGAUAGAAUGGGGAAAUAAUUGGGCUAAAGCUAUUAAUUAUAGACGCAAUAAUGAUGAACCUUUUGCUGGUUACUUCUCACAAAUUGGUAGAUUGUACAAUGUUCACCAUAUUUGGUGUUACAAGGAUCUUCAGUCACGUAAAGAAACGCGUGAGAGUGCUUGGAGAUCACCCGGUUGGGACGAGUGCGUCGCUUAUACUGUACCUUUAAUAAGAGAAAUGCAUUCGCGCAUAUUAAAUCCAACUUCGUUCUCGCCCACGAAAUAAAAUUUCACGGAUGCGAACAGAAAUGCAUUUGUAUAUUAUACUAGUUAUUUCUUA